Cucurbitaria berberidis CBS 394.84 is the source of this 2229-nucleotide messenger RNA. Its product is annotated as WD40 repeat-like protein. Lineage: Eukaryota; Fungi; Ascomycota; Dothideomycetes; Pleosporales; Cucurbitariaceae. The transcript is spliced from 3 exons. Gene Ontology annotation, biological process: protein phosphorylation. Bases 22 to 2181 code for a protein of 719 amino acids. Gene Ontology annotation, molecular function: ATP binding; protein binding; protein kinase activity. The record is from RefSeq and is a predicted model, not a curated record.
ACAAUCCCUACUGCCACUGCGAUGACGACUGCAAUCUUCUCUACCGAAGAUUUAAAGAUAGAUGUGCAAUUCUUCCCUCAUCACACCCAACAUCGUCCCCUGCGCAACAAUGGCACGCCAUAUAAGUACUAUACCACCGCGGUACAGCAAUGGAGGCGAGUGAAAGUCCUCGGAAAAGGAGGGUUUGGAAUGGUAUGGCUGGAGAAGAACACCGCAGGGGGGUUAGGGGAGGAGAGGGCCGUAAAGGAGGUUUCGAAGUUCGCCACGGGGCGCAUUGCGACAGAUUAUAACAAGGAGCUAGUGGCGCUUGCUAGGCUUUCACAGUACGAUGAGCAUUUCGUCAAUUUUAUGGGCUGGUACGAGAAUGAACACACCAUCUUCCUUGCCAUGGAGUAUUUUCCCCUUGGCGAUUUAGCAGCCUGCGUGACGGGCCCGUUGAGCGAAGAUGCAGUGAAAGAAGUCACGGUCCAACUAAUCGAGGGAUUGAAUGUCAUGCACACUCACGGCUUUGCGCACCGUGAUUUAAAGCCACAGAAUAUCUUCGUGCUAUCAACAACCCCAAAAUGGCGCGUCAAGAUUGGAGACUUCGGCAUAAGCAAACGUACAGUCCACAAUGAUGCUGCGCUUACUACCGCCAUUGGCAGCAUAGGCUACGUUGCCCCAGAGAUUUUAGGCUGCAUUGAGAACGAAAUCAGUCCCAAGAAAAGUUACAGCAAUGCCGUUGAUAUCUGGUCACUAGGUUGCGUCGUCUACUGGAUGCUGACUACCACAGUUCCGUUUACGACAAUGAGAGAUUUGUUCCUAUUCAGUGAGGGCUCCACUCAGUUUCCAUCUUCGUUGCUAUUUCAAUGCGGGUUGAGUGUUCUUGGCCAUCAGUUUCUCAAAAAUGCAAUGGCGUUGCAGCCUGCCCGCCGCUUCAAUGCCAAAGAGGCCUUGCAACAUCCCUGGCUAGUUGCUUCUCAACCCGCACAGAAAGACGAUAGCCUUUUGGAAACAUCCUUUGUCGGGAUUCUCUUCAGCAACCUAAACCGCGGCGGCGUUCUAGCCAUCUCUCCAGAUGGUCGGACAAUAGCAUUCGGCCUACGUGAGCGAAACGUACUUGCCCUUUGCGAUGCCAAAACAAGAGGCCCCCGCCUCACUCUUCAGGGUCACGCAGAAUACUUACUCACCGCGAAAUUCUCCCCUGACGGAAAAUCCAUCGCCACUGCAGGUGGGGAUCGCAACGUCCUUGUAUGGGAUACGGAAACAGGCGCGAUGCGCCACAUCUUCAGGGGCCAUUUUGACACCAUCAACGACCUGUCAUUCUCGCCAGACGGCUCCCUCCUCGCCUCUGCUUCGGACGACCGCACAGUCCGGAUCUGGGAUGUAUGGAGAGGAAGACUAAGAAAUGUGAUCAAGGGCCACUACGGCUCUGUGUCGGGCGUUGCUUUCUCUCCCGUUGGCUCCAUGCUAGCGACCGCCUCGUCCGCUGGGGUGUGGCUCUACCUCUCUCUGACGGGCAUGCUGGACAGAAAAUUAGAGGGUCCAACCGGGCAAACCCAUCUAAAAGUAUCUUAUUCCCCUGAUGGCAAGCUAAUCGCUGCCUCGUUGUGGGAUAACCAGAACACUGGCAACUUCAUCCUGCUGUACGAUUCCAACACCGGCCAGGUUUUGCACAAGCUUACUGGUCAUACAAAUGUAAUAUCUAGUAUCGCUUUCUCAAACGACGGAUCGCUCCUGGCGUCCGCCGCAUGCGAUAACACAGCACGACUAUGGAGCACUGCAACAGGGUCGUCAAGGGGAGUAUUGAAGGGGCACACUAAGAGCGUAUGGGGUAUAGAAUUCGGGCCCGCUGGUCAGCAUGUAGUGACUGCAUCAGAGGAUGGAACGGUGAGGGUGUGGGAGUUGCGGGGUGAGAAGCGCCCGGGGAAAGAGAUAGUAGGCGGGGCUCAGGGUGGGGAAGAGAUUGCAGAAGGAACGGUGAAGCCCAAAAAGGGAGCUCGCGUAGGCAUUUUUGAUUUGGCGAGCAAAACCUCGACUGAAAGAGCAGCGGAUAUGCUACGGCCGGGCAAGAUAAAGGCUUUCUGCUGGGUCGCUGUAGCUAUGCUAAGUAGUCUACUACUAUCAGAGCCUUGGAAUAGCAGAGUGUUUUUCGGGAUGUUGAUAUCUUACAUAGCAUUCCUCUACUUUUCUGUACAAUGAGAUACAUAAGCACUUAUGUGUAUAUAGUAAUACGCCUCUCGUACUUCC